This is a messenger RNA of Corticium candelabrum, 1359 nucleotides long. RefSeq names its product LIM domain and actin-binding protein 1-like. The record is from RefSeq and is a predicted model, not a curated record. Gene Ontology annotation, cellular component: actin cytoskeleton; plasma membrane. Gene Ontology annotation, biological process: actin filament bundle assembly. The transcript has 10 exons. Gene Ontology annotation, molecular function: actin filament binding. The coding region runs from base 91 to 1083 and encodes 330 amino acids. NCBI's taxonomy places the organism in Eukaryota, Metazoa, Porifera, Homoscleromorpha, Homosclerophorida, Plakinidae.
GUGAUGCUACAUUUUGUGCGUGAGACUAGACUUCAAAUGUAGAGUAUCUUGAGUGGAACUGUGAUAGUUUGUUUGUGCUGAAAAAGAAGAAUGAGUGUGGAAGUGGUGACCGGCAACUUUGACUGUGGAGUCAAAAGCAUACUGACAACCGUCAAAUCAGGAGAGGACUUAACCCAGCUUACAUCUCUCGAUGAUACAUGCUGUACUCUUAGUGAGUCGAAACGUGCUGGUUUACAGACUAAGCCGUCAUUGCCUCCUAAGCCACAUGCUAAGGCUGCUGCAAAAUCAAAGAAGUUGAAUGGCGUGGAAAGGGAUGCGGAUGACAGCUCAAAACAACAGGGCGAUGUGAAGCUCAGGAUGCGUGACAACACUAGACCAACUCAUGGGGCGAUUGGACGCCUUUCGGCCAUGUGGGAAGACAGGGCAGCUGCGCAUGCUCAUCAAUUAUCUUGUGAUAAACAUGAGGUGAAAACGAACAGGAAAAAGAAAUCUGUUAGUACAGUGAAAUGUGGGGAUAUUUGUGAAGCUGAUGAAGUUAGUACAUUGAACGAGGACGCUGAUGCAAAUGGCAAAGACAGCGAUGCUCUCAAUUGCAAUCAGGUUGAUGUCGCAUCAAGUGAGAACCAAACUGAAGACGCAGACUCUACAGAUCUCGGUCAGCAUCAACAACAGAGUCAGCUGGCAUCCACAACUAAGGAGGUGGCCACCACGCAUGGCAAACCACGUGAUGAUGAGGAGAUUAAACACACAAAGGGUGAGAACUCUAACACAGCGGCCAUUGCAAGAAACGGCAUCAACAAGGAAGCAGCAAGACUGAUGGCCACUAUUGCAACUAAUAAGACAAAGACGUGUGUAGUAUGUGAGAAGGCUGUGUACCACAUGGAGAAGUUAGAAGUAGAUAAACAGCUGUUUCACAAGCAUUGCUUUAAGUGCCAAGAGUGCAAAAAGACGUUGAGUGCUGGAACCUAUGCAUCCCUGGAGGGUCAAAUAUUCUGUAAGCCACAUUUCAAACAACUCUUCCGACUGAAAGGCAACUACGACGAAGGCUUCGGUCGACAGCAACACAAAACCAAAUGGAACUAAAACACAGAAAAUCUCAAUCAACUGUCAUCAUCUAUUGAACCUACCCAAGGUGUUAAAUAUAUAUAAAUUAUGUUCUAUUUCCAAUGUUGUACGUUUGUAGAUGUAGAUCAAUAUCUGUUAUGAUAAAUCGGAAAAGAGAUAGUUUGCUAACUACUUAUAUAACGUUAUUUUCUUGUGUCAAUUAGUAUCAUUCAAUACUUGAUUUGUAUGUUUGAUAUGAAUCGGUAAAUUCGAAUUGUACUCAUGUGACAAAAUACAAGAACAAUAAAUGUGAAA